CUGGGCUUCACGUCGUUCAAUGUGCACUUGUAUCUUUAAACUCGCUUCGAUAGUAGGUCUGUGACAGAUGAGCGUACGUCUUUCUGCAGGCUUCUGCAUCUUGCCACUAUUUGCACUAGAUGCCGACCGUUCCUGCCCUCCCAAGACAAACCACAAACGCCAGCUGGGACUCCCGCUCUCUCACCGCUGGAGCCUCGCUCUCACCGUCUCAUUCACCUCAUCUUUGCUGUCAGCAUAUAAACCCGUCUUCUCGCUCACUCUCGCUUUUCACUCGCACACCCCACAACCCACAAUCCACACCACGCACACCAUACGCCAGAGCCGCGAACAAUGGCCAACAAGAACCGGAAGCAGGUGCAUGCAUACAACCCCGAUGAGAUUGAGCGGUAUGACUGCCCGCAUCUAGCGCAAUGUUAGCUACUGAUCAACCGUAGGCUGCGCCAGGUGCCUCUGCCUGCGAAGCUCAAAUGCGCCAUGUGUUUGAGGAACUACAACCAAGCCAACUUCAGCCAGAAGCAGCUCACCGACGUCCGCUACCAGGUCUCCAAGGCAGGAAGGAUCAACACUAAUCCAAAGUGUUUCAAGUGCACCGGUGGCCAGCUGGUCGAGCUCGAUUGCGUCAUGUGCCAUAAGACGAAGGGCCUGGAGGAGUUCGCAAAGACCCAGCGCAAGAACACAGAUAGUGCUAGGUGCUACGACUGCACCAGUAUCCAACUUGAGCGCGAGCCAGUCGAGGAGCAAACCUACGAUGAUCCCAGGAAGGCUUUCACCAGGCAGGAGAGCUCGAGUGGCAACUACCCAGACUACUUCAACUCGUCUGCAUCAUCUCGCGACACUGACUCCAAUGCUGGUGAAUGGCAGGAUCUCGCAUCUACUGACGGAAGCCGCCAUAGACACGAAGGGGGCGGUAUUAACCUAUCUGAGCAGUUCCAGCGGUCUAUGUCUUUCAGUGGUCAAGUGACUGACACACUGAUCGAUUCCGAGUUCUCUCUUGGACCCGCCGAGACAGCAACGUGGAGCGAUGUCGCACGUACUCAGUCAUGGCACACUGACACCGCGCGCUCUUCCAGUGCUCGCACGGGGUUUGAUCCGAACCGCUACGGUAGGCCAGGCACUCAGUCCGGCUCUGGGUCUAUGCACUCGUUCGACUCCAGCAUUGCUGAGCGGUCCCAAUCCUGCAGCGACCGCGUUGAGAUGAGGAACGGAUUCGCGAAGAUCAAGGCUUAUGUAAGUGCACCUUGUCACCAAUGCAUCCGUUGUCGUAGCAGAAUUGAGCUAACUUUGAAUAGAAACCUCCUCCAAAAGAGGAGGAUAAUCCCUGGCGCAAGGACGAGGAGGAGAAGGUAGAGUCUUCAUCCUCCGACGAUGACACCGAUGACGAAUUGGUGAUUUGAAGGGCAGCUGAGCCGGAUCUGGAGACAUGUUAUGUCCUGAUGCGAGGGCAGCGGGUUCACAGCCAUGCAUGGAAUCUGGAUAUGGAGGUUUUGAUACUGCACUUCAGUCGAUUUCGGAGUGCUGGUAUCAAAACCGGGUCUAUUCGGGACGGUAGUUUGGGUCUUUCUUCUAUUUUCAAGGAUUUUAAUUGCAAUGGAGCUACUGAUUGGUCAAUACUUUCAACUGAGAAUGAAAAAGGAGCA
This is a messenger RNA of Boeremia exigua, 1637 nucleotides long. RefSeq names its product Stc1 domain-containing protein. The coding region runs from base 475 to 1347 and encodes 290 amino acids. Lineage: Eukaryota; Fungi; Ascomycota; Dothideomycetes; Pleosporales; Didymellaceae. The transcript has 3 exons. The record is from RefSeq and is a predicted model, not a curated record.